Messenger RNA from Eimeria acervulina, 1239 nucleotides. RefSeq lists its product as hypothetical. The record is from RefSeq and is a predicted model, not a curated record. NCBI's taxonomy places the organism in Eukaryota, Apicomplexa, Conoidasida, Eucoccidiorida, Eimeriidae. The transcript has 9 exons. The annotation marks the transcript as partial.
AAGCGAUCUGCUCCUGAUCAGUUUAUGCGGCGGGCUGAAGCAGUUAAUCAUAUAAAGCCUAUUCGAGAAGAGAAAGCCAAAGAGAAAGAAGAAGAGACACUUGAAGGGAUCUUUGACUUGGCUGCAAAACUCAAAGAAAAGAAAAAGGCGGCAGCAGAGCCUCUGGAGCUGCAGGUAAUGCAGCUGCCGGAGAUAGAAGAAGAAGCAGCAACAGAGUCAGAAGAAGAAGAAGAAGAAGACAGAGGUGUUUAUCAUAAAGAUGUUGUUACAGCCCCACAACAAACAAACGUUACGCAGCCCAUCGCUCAUCCCGUUGCAAUAGAGGGUAAGACAGAAAAGGAGACACUGAAGGAGACACCACUUGAGGGGGCACUGAAGGAGAUAACAAUGGAGGAGACAGCAGCUGAGCAGACACUGAAAGAGAUAACACUUAAGGAGACACUCAAAGAGAUAACAUUUAAGGAGACACCCCAGGAGACAGCACUUGAGGAUACACCGAAAGAGAUAGCACGCGAAUGUGCUGUUGGAGACACUCUGCACUUCCGCGAUGACUCUCCCUACCAAAGAGAAUUCCCUGUAAACAGAAUAGAAUGGGUGGAGAGUCUGUCUGUUGGGGAGACAACUCUCUUUAGCAUUGCACCUCUUGCUGAGGGGCUGAGCGACACCCCACUGACAAUACCACCGGACCUCCUAGGGAAGUACAUUUGCGUAAAGGCACACAGACGCGUCGAGGAUCAACUGGCGAGAACGCAAUUUGGUGCUGCUGAAGAUGGGGCGUACGAUCAGCACGUAGGGGGCCCCCGCAACAUCAGGACGGAGCCCCCUAAGGUUUAUGUCCCUGUUGUCUCUACUUGCAUUGCUGGCCCCGUGCUGCUAGCAGAGGAGACAGCUCUUCUUAUUCUUAAAGCCCUCGCCAGAGGAGGCUUCAGCUGCGCUGUCAAGCUCAGAGAUGUCCUUGAUUCCGCUGAUCGCGCAGUUCCUCUCGAACAAGACCCUGUGAAGGCCGCGAAGGCCAAACACAAAAUUCCCGCUACCCUCAUCGUAGAUGGAAGCGUGCUGGAGUUGCGUUAUUUAAAGGAGUUUAUAACAACUGACAAAGACGGAUGCAUUCGGCCCAGCCACAUAAAAGAACCCACAAACGCAGACUUCGCCACCAUUGAACGAACACUCGACUUGGUCUCUGUGCGGCCAUCGACGGGACCGAAGACGCUCGUCGUGGCUCUGGAAUUUAAAGAGUAG